GAGCAGCGAGGAGCGGCGUGCCGCGCACGCACGAUACGCGCUCACCCCGCCGGCCUUGCACUUCCCAUGCAACAGUAAACAAAAUGCGCUGAAAUGUCAAUGUAAACAAGAAGAUUUCCGCAUUCUAUGUGUAUUUAUUAAUUAUGUGUGGAUUGUUUGAGAACUUUUGAACAGUUUUUUUGUUGAAUUAGACUGAUAUAGAGACUUGAACUUGAAGUUUUUGAGGACGGAACAAUGCAGUGUUUUCCCAAGUUGUCGCCUAAGCGCGAGCCGGCCGAUGUGGGGUACGAGAUGGAGGUGAUGCCGGCGGUGCGGCGGCUGGAGCUGCCGGCGCCGCCGGGCAAGGAGUUCCGCGCGCCCGUGCUGCUGGCUGCGCCGGCGCCGAUGGCCGCGCACUCGGUGAUCCAGUGCAUGAGGCCACCGCCGCCACCGCCGCCUCCGCCGCCACCACGGCUUCUCAAACCACCCUCCUUCGAGGAACCAUCCAGCUCCAUUCCAGAUCUAGAGUUCGAUGGUACUACAGUGUUAUGCCGCGUAUGCGGUGACAAAGCCAGUGGAUUUCAUUACGGUGUCCAUUCCUGUGAAGGCUGCAAGGGUUUCUUCCGGCGGUCGAUACAACAGAAGAUACAAUACAGACCCUGCACGAAAAACCAACAGUGCUCCAUCCUUAGAAUCAACAGAAAUCGGUGUCAAUAUUGCCGAUUGAAAAAAUGCAUCGCUGUUGGCAUGAGCAGAGAUGCUGUCCGGUUCGGACGCGUGCCAAAGCGCGAGAAAGCGCGAAUCCUUGCUGCGAUGCAGCAGUCGUCGACGACCCGGGCCCACGAGCAAGCAGCCGCCGCAGAGCUCGAUGAUGCGCCGCGGUUACUUGCGCGUGUGGUCCGCGCUCACUACGACACCUGCGAGUUCACCAGCGACCGCGUCGCAGAGAUGCGCGCGCGCGCUCGUGACUGUCCCACCUAUUCACAACCCACUCUGGCGUGUCCACUAAACCCAGCGCCAGAGUUACAGUCAGAGAAGGAAUUCUCUCAAAGAUUCGCGCACGUUAUACGUGGCGUGAUCGACUUCGCCGGGCUCAUCCCCGGCUUCCAGCUGCUCACACAAGACGACAAAUUCACGUUGCUCAAGAGUGGUCUCUUCGACGCAUUAUUCGUGAGGCUCAUCUGCAUGUUUGAUGCGCCACUGAAUAGCAUAAUCUGCCUAAAUGGACAACUUAUGAAGCGAGACUCCAUCCAAAGCGGUGCCAACGCCAGGUUUCUCGUUGAUUCAACUUUUAAAUUCGCAGAGCGGAUGAACUCUAUGAACCUAACAGACGCCGAAAUCGGUCUCUUCUGCGCAAUCGUACUCAUUACUCCAGACCGACCGGGUCUUCGCAACAUUGAACUAGUAGAACGAAUGCACGCGCGACUGAAAUCGUGUCUACAAACCGUCAUUGCCCAGAACAGGCCCGAUAGGCCAGGCUUCCUUCGGGAGUUGAUGGACACUCUUCCCGAUUUGAGGACGCUGAGUACGUUGCACACGGAAAAGCUUGUCGUAUUCCGCACAGAACACAAAGAGCUGUUAAGGCAAAAGAUGUGGGGAGACGAGGAAGGAGUAUCAUGGGUUGACUCUGGAGCUGAUGAAUCAGCCCGCAGCCCUAUUGGCUCAGUAUCCAGCAGCGAAUCCGGCGAAGCGGCCGGCGACUGUGGCACGCCCCUUCUGGCGGCCACUCUGGCGGGCAGACGGCGACUCGACUCGCGAGGGUCAGUCGACGAAGAAGCACUCGGUGUGGCUCAUCUCGCACACAAUGGUCUCACUGUCACACCGGUGCGCCCCCCGCCCCGCUACCGCAAGCUGGACUCUCCUACUGACUCAGGCAUCGAAUCCGGCAAUGAGAAGCACGAGAGGAUAGUCGGACCCGGCUCCGGCUGUUCGAGCCCCCGCUCUUCGCUCGAGGAACACUUGGAGGACAGGCGGCCAGCCCCAGCCGAUGACAUGCCCGUGCUGAAGCGCGUACUGCAAGCGCCGCCACUGUACGACGCCAGCUCGUUGAUGGACGAAGCGUACAAGCCGCACAAGAAGUUCCGUGCUAUGCGCCGUGAUACCGGUGAGGCCGAGGCGAGGCCCGUGCGACCGACGCCGUCGCCGCAGCCCGUGCUGCACCCGCACCCGGCCAGCCCGGCGCAUCCGGCUCACUCGCCGCGCCCGCUGCGCGCCUCGCUGUCGUCGACGCACUCCGUGCUGGCCAAGAGCCUCAUGGAGGGCCCGCGCAUGACGCCCGAGCAGCUGAAGCGCACGGACAUCAUCCAGCAGUACAUGCGGCGCAGCGAGGCCGGCGCCGCCGAGGGCUGCCCCAUGCGCGCGGGCGGCCUGCUGACGUGCUACCGCGGCGCCUCGCCCGCGCCGCAGUCGGUGCUCGCGCUGCAGGUGGACGUCGCCGAGGCGGACGCCCCGCAGCCGCUCAACCUCUCCAAGAAGUCGCCGUCGCCGCCGCGCUCCUAUAUGCCACAGAUGUUACCGGCGUGAGGCCGGCCCGCGGAGCCGCUCGUCUCCGCCACCCCACCCCGACCUACUUUAAAUUAAAUAAAAAACUAGUUAAUAAUAAUCGUUCGCAGAUCGUUUUAAUAUAUUAUAUGUGAUAAUUCGUUUAGGAAGCGUGCGUGCGUGGCCGGCGCCGGACGAGGAGAGCGCAAUAGACUGACCAUAAUUUAUAAGACUAUAAGUGUAAUUUAUAAAAAUGCAUUGCAGCGCCGGUCGCGGAGUGUUAGUGUGUGUAUCGUAUGUGCGUAUGUGAGCGUGCUCAGUCAUUUGUUUGUUAAUAUAAAUAAUGACAGGUUGUCGAAUUAAAACAAACUUGUAAAAAUUG
Ostrinia nubilalis (European corn borer) is the source of this 2842-nucleotide messenger RNA. It is a transcript of the gene Eip75B, whose product is annotated as ecdysone-inducible protein E75. Gene Ontology annotation, biological process: positive regulation of transcription by RNA polymerase II; cell differentiation; negative regulation of transcription by RNA polymerase II. The record is from RefSeq and is a predicted model, not a curated record. The transcript has 5 exons. Gene Ontology annotation, molecular function: nuclear receptor activity; RNA polymerase II cis-regulatory region sequence-specific DNA binding; zinc ion binding. Bases 235 to 2502 code for a protein of 755 amino acids. Lineage: Eukaryota; Metazoa; Arthropoda; Insecta; Lepidoptera; Crambidae.